UGUUUUCUCAGUGUACGUACCAGCAAAUUAGACAGACACCUGUAUAAAUGACCCGUUUCACAUGCGACAGUUGAACAGUUUUGUAGUUGCCUUAGUUAAGCAUUCUGAAAAAUGAGAAAUGUAUUUUCUUCACUACUGAUAAUUGGCGUAUUCGUUACUUUGAGCCAUGGGGCGAGAAUCCUUGUUGUAUCUGCGUUGGGUUCCCACAGCCAUUUCAUCCUGGGCUUCCGGCUGGCCAAAGAACUGGCGGACAGGGGACACCAAGUAACGUUUAUUAACUCUUUUCCGCAGAAGGAACCCAUUAAAAACUUGAGAGAUAUAUCAGUGGAAGAAGUAAGGCACGUACUGACACAAAAACGUAAAUCAAUUUACGAAAUCUCCAAAUGGACGUACCUUUCACAAAUAUCAUUCACAGCUCAUGUGGGCAACUCGUACACAGAGAAAGUCUUGCAAGUUAAAGAAGUUCAAGAGCUUUUACAUUCUGACGAACAUUUUGAUCUCGUGCUCAUAAACAAUUUCUUCUAUGAACCAAUGGCGAUAUUCCAGUACAAAUUCAAGUGUCCCAUGAUAAUAUUAGCUCCUGGCCCUACCACAAUUUUCAGCAAUCACCUUUUUGCCAAUCCCUCUCAACCUGCAUACGUUCCCAACUUAUUAACAAGUUUCGGAUCAGAGAUGACGUUAUGGGAAAGAAUAAUCAACGUUUACUACGACACUGCGGGAGAACUAUUCGUCCAUUUCGUAAAUAUACCACGUCAAAAUGAAAUCUUGCAGAGAAUUGUACCUGGAGCGCCUAACCUUAGGGACAUUCUGUACAAUGCUAGUUUUAUGCUUCUGGUGUCGCAUGUAAGUCUAAGAGACCCUUCUCCAUUACAACCCAAUGUCAAGGAAAUUGGAGGUUAUCAUUUGUUGCCCCCUAAACCUUUGCCUAAAGAUCUUCAACAAUUUUUGGACAACGCUACGGAAGGUGUUUUAUUUUUCUCCAUGGGAUCCGUUUUGAAAAGUACUGAUUGUCCUGAAGAGAAACUGAAGAUUAUUAUUAAAGUAUUUUCUAAGCUAAAGCAAAAGGUGCUGUGGAAAUAUGAAGACGAUUUGCCUGAGAAGCCCGAGAAUGUGAAGAUCGUUAGUUGGUUGCCUCAGCAAGACGUUCUAGGCCACCCAAAUGUUAUUGCAUUUAUUUCACAUGGAGGACUACUAGGAAAAAUAGAAGCUGUUUACCAUGGUGUUCCUAUGUUAGGACUUCCAGUUUUUUGGGACCAAAUGAAGAAUUGUCGUGAAUCAUUUCGUCAUGGUAUCGCUCUCACCAUUCCUUUCCGGCAACUGACAGAAGAGAACUUCUACCGGGCAUUGAAUGAGUUGAUCAAUAACCCAAAAUACAGAGACAACGCAAAAAUGCGGUCGAGAAUAAUGCGCGACCAACCACUUAAACAAAUCGACGAGGCGAUGUUUUGGAUCGAAUACGUCAUCAGGCACAAAGGGGCGCCACAUUAUAGGUCGCCCGCUUUAAAUCUAAAGUGGUAUCAGAGGCUGCUGUUAGAUGUAAUCCUUGCAGUAGGUGUUGCUGCAGCAUUGGUACUUGCUAUUAUUUUUUGUACGCUAAGAACUAUCAUUAGAAGCAUUAACAGAAGAGUUUUGAGAAAAAUUAAAGUUGGACAGAAACUAGACUGAUGCAGGGUUUUACCUACAAAUUUAUUCACUCAUUGAGCUGUAGUACUUUUUUAAAUUAAAAAAGAAGCAGUUGUUAUAAUUCAAUAAUACCUGAAAAUUAACAAUGUAUAGUUUAUUUACCAUUAAAGAAUUAAUUGCAGUAAUAUUAAUUGCUUAAAACUAUGGUUAUUUUAUUGCCAAUAAUGAAAAUAUAGUUUUCUUU
Messenger RNA from Anoplophora glabripennis (Asian longhorned beetle), 1867 nucleotides. Its product is annotated as UDP-glucuronosyltransferase 2B33-like. Lineage: Eukaryota; Metazoa; Arthropoda; Insecta; Coleoptera; Cerambycidae. The transcript is spliced from 4 exons. The record is from RefSeq and is a predicted model, not a curated record. Gene Ontology annotation, molecular function: UDP-glycosyltransferase activity. The coding region runs from base 112 to 1665 and encodes 517 amino acids.